GGUGACCCGUGAAAAUGGUUCGCUACUCUCUUGACCCAGAAAACCCUACAAAAUCAUGCAAAUCGAGAGGAUCAAACCUUUGGGUUCACUUUAAGAACACCCGUGAAACGGCCCAGGCCAUCAAGGGUAUGCAUAUCCAAAAAGCCACCAAGUAUCUGAAAGAUGUCACUUUGAAGAAGCAGUGUAUGCCAUUCCAACGGUACAAUGGUGGAGUCCGUAGGUGCGCCCAGGCCAAACAGUGGGGCUGGACACAGGGUCGGUGGCCAAAAAAGAGUACGGAAUUUUUGCUGCACAUGCUUAAAAAUGCAGAGAGCAAUGCUGAACUGAAGGGUUUAGAUGUAGACUCUCUGGUCAUUGAGCACAUCCAGGUGAAAAAGGCACCUAAGAUGCGCCGACGAACUUACAGAGCUCACAGCCAGAUUAACCCAUACAUGAGCUCCCCCUUGCCACAUCGAGAUGAUCCUCACUGA
Molecule: messenger RNA, 470 nt
Organism: Arvicola amphibius (Eurasian water vole)
Lineage: Eukaryota; Metazoa; Chordata; Mammalia; Rodentia; Cricetidae
Product: 60S ribosomal protein L17-like
Exons: 1
Coding region: 15-470 (151 amino acids)
Biological process (GO): cytoplasmic translation
Cellular component (GO): cytosolic large ribosomal subunit; ribosome
Molecular function (GO): structural constituent of ribosome
Source: RefSeq, a predicted model, not a curated record